Serpula lacrymans var. lacrymans S7.9 is the source of this 2017-nucleotide messenger RNA. RefSeq lists its product as uncharacterized. The coding region runs from base 785 to 1846 and encodes 353 amino acids. NCBI's taxonomy places the organism in Eukaryota, Fungi, Basidiomycota, Agaricomycetes, Boletales, Serpulaceae. The record is from RefSeq and is a predicted model, not a curated record. The transcript has 2 exons.
AAGAGACAAACACCAUGUAUACUUGCACGCAAUCGAAUGUCUCGAUUUUUGCCUCCAGCUAGUUACAAUGCCCUCUAGCUACAACAGUGCUAAUAGUACACAAAACGAUGGUCAUACCCUCGUAGUACAACCUGGAUACUCGACAUCGACAUUAGUGCCGGUGGCUGGAGCAGGCCAUAAUGGCUGAGCGCUCCUGCACAAUACGCCAAAGCAAACACUUAGACCGUGUGGACACGCCGUACAAUAGACUAUUUUUGCGCUUUGGACCACGACCGAAGCCACUUCCCUCACGAUCGGCCCAAGCACUCGCGUCCACCGUCCGGAGAUGGUCCCGCCGCUCUCGCGAAUCUCCGACUCAGACAAAACAAUGACUCGUCGGGCGCGGAAAGGGACUCAACCUGGAAUGAGAAACGCGAUCGAAGCGACGCCAGAUAUGCUUGGACGUUCCAUAAAAAGACGUUGCGGGUGGCCCUCCUGUUGCCCUGGCGUACGUCCACCGUCCACAGUUUCCAAGAAUGGCUUCGUCCACCGCUUAUUCGAGUGUUUUCCACCACGUCCACAGGGUGGGAUGUUGCGGUGUGGUGUGGCAGAAAGAGGGGAGAGGGGUAUAUAAGGAGGGUGGGGGAGGACGGAGGGAAGUAAAUUCACAUAAGGUAGAGAAGAGGUGCUAGUCAUCUCUGAGAAUACCGAUCCCGAGUUUGGCUAUCCUAUCAUCAACUGCCACAACUUCCAACCAAAAAUCCACAAAACCACAAAAACUUGAAUCACGCACACAGUUAUAGACAUGAACGCAGUACACGACACAGCGGAUCUAGCUAGUCCGAACCCAACCUGGGAACUCGACGUUCUCGGCUCUCUCGGGCAUGACUAUUCGAUGAUGGCUGAGAUCGAAGCUGGGGAAGACGUGUGGCAUGGCGCAGAGGGAGAAGGCUUAAGGCUUGCGCGCCCAUCGACGACCAACGUCCUCCCUCGUGACGUACGCUCUGCCAUGCGUCGCUCGGAUAUGAAAGCAAGCAGACUGCUCGGAGUCACCGUCACCAGAGACGAUGGCGCCCUCUUCGCCACCAACAACAACGCAAAUGCGCGUCAUUCGGAUGAGAACAUCGUUCCUCAUUGCGCCCUUGGCAUGAGGUCGUCGAAUUCAAAAGCCAAAUCGAAAUCAAAAACACACGCAAAGAGCUCCUCGCUGUCGACGCUCGUGGGCGUGCUGAAGAAUAUGAAUAUGCAUAUGCGCAUUGGGAAAGAGGUAGUGGGAGUUGGCAAGGCGAAGAAACGGUUCGGGAAGAAGGAGGGGCCGAGGAGAGUAGUGCUUGCUCCACUGGGACCGAAUGUGAGUUCAUCCAUCGAGGAAGCAAGGGAUAGGAAUGGAAGGCUCGAAGUUAGUGAUGGUGAUAGCUGCUCUUACAGCGCAUACCAGCAGCUCGACGACGGGAGCAGGAGCAGUGCCUGCGAUAGCGUUAUCGGUACCACCAGCGAAUCUGAAACACUAGGGCGAGGAAACGAAGCGAGAGAGGAUGAAAUAGCGGCGGAAGCAAGGCCAUUCAAGUGGGACGUCGAAAACCCGUUCGCAACGCCUACAAGCUCGCCGGUUCGGGUAAUCAUGUUUGAGAACAUCUCGCCGCUGGAUAUAUCUCAAAAGAGCGAUGAAAACGCGAACGGGGAUGAUGGAGUGAAGGAGGAGGUAGAGGGUGCCCACGAAUUUCACGUGGAUAUGGACUUGGAAUUGGAUAACCGUAGACGGGAGAGGCGAACGAGGAAUAUGACGCGCCGGACGAGGAUGAAGACAAUGCAGAUUCUGGGUGCAGAGGCAUUGGAUGCAAUUUUGAGCUUGGAGGAGGAAGCCUGAGGGCAUGUGAUGGAAACUUGGACCUGAGAUGGAGAAAAUUGGCAUGGAGGGCCUCGAAGCCAGAAGAUGAUAUUGUUGGAUGAUUAUGACACUAUGGACUUGUGACGACUUGUAUGACUGUAACAACUCAUGAAAAUGACGGACAUGCUAUGAAAGAAAUCGGUCAUGAGU